Messenger RNA from Harmonia axyridis, 867 nucleotides. RefSeq lists its product as uncharacterized. Bases 66 to 713 code for a protein of 215 amino acids. The record is from RefSeq and is a predicted model, not a curated record. The transcript is spliced from 4 exons. Lineage: Eukaryota; Metazoa; Arthropoda; Insecta; Coleoptera; Coccinellidae.
AAUACCGGACAAAUACAUCAUUCUAACAGUCAUUUCACAAUCGAAAAAAAAAAAUUGCGAUUAAAAUGUUUUCGAAAUCUGUUCUUUUGUUGAUAUGUGCGAUAUCCUUAAGGGAGGUCCUGGGACAUGGAAUGAUGCUUGAACCCCCAAAUAGAAGCUCUCUAUGGAAAUUCUAUACGGCCGAUAAUGACAAAGUUGUUAUUAACUAUAAUGAUAACCAAAACUUCUGCGGUGGAUAUGCAACACAAUGGGAAACUUUCAAUGGAAAAUGUGGAGUUUGUGGAGACGUUUACAACGCACCUCAUCCCCAGGACAACGAAAACACCGGCUUGUAUGGAAAAUUCGGUCCUGUCAGAACCUACAAAUCAGGUGAAGUUGUGAAUGUUACAGUUCUGCUCACUUCAAACCAUAAAGGUCACUUCAAAUACAGCCUUUGUGCAUUAGAAGAUCCAACCAAACCAGAAAGUGGAGAAGAAUGUUUUCAGGAGUUGAGUUUGGAGAAUGGAAGUCCCGCUUAUAUUGUUUCUCCCACUGAUUAUUACGUUUACAAUAGAGUGAAACUACCUGAAAAUUUUACUUGCAAUAGAUGUGUUCUGAGAUGGCAUUAUACUGCUGGUAACAACUGGGGUUGGUGUACCAAAUCUGUUGGAGCAGUUGGUUGUGGUCCACAAGAGACCUUCAGAUCAUGUUCUGAUAUUAAAAUUGAAAAGUAAUGAUCAUCAAAUUGACGCACCAGAUUAUUCAUGAGUAACGAAAAUAAGAAAUGAGUAAAAUAAUGAAGAAGUGAAAGUCAUCUUUGAUAAGCAGCAGUAUUACAUGUUAUCGUUAUUUAUUCUUUCAACAUAAAUAAAAUAUAUUUUUUCAAUA